Aspergillus puulaauensis is the source of this 1302-nucleotide messenger RNA. RefSeq lists its product as uncharacterized. The transcript has a single exon. Gene Ontology annotation, biological process: polysaccharide catabolic process. Bases 1 to 1302 code for a protein of 433 amino acids. The record is from RefSeq and is a predicted model, not a curated record. Gene Ontology annotation, molecular function: chondroitin hydrolase activity. Lineage: Eukaryota; Fungi; Ascomycota; Eurotiomycetes; Eurotiales; Aspergillaceae.
AUGGUAUAUCCUGAGACUGUGCCACAGUCUGGGCCCGAUGAAGGACGCUACCAGUCGCGAGAAACCGAUUUUUGGACCUGUGGGUUUUUCCCAGGGUCCAUUUACUCUUUACUGGAGCGGGCUAUUGCGCAUCCACACGCCUUGAUGGCGGAUCGAGCGCAUGUCAACGUGCCGGUACUGCGACAGACUCUAGAGCAAGUUGGACGCAUCUGGUCAGAUCCCAUCCGCCGCCAGGCACACAGGACCGAUACUCACGAUCUGGGCUUUGUGAUCUUGCCUCAUAUGCGGCCUCGGUGGGAGCUUCUGCAUGAUUCACAAGCGCUCGAUACUAUCAUCACCGCUGCGGAAAGCCUCCACCGACGAUACGAUCCUCGACUGCGAGCGAUCCGAUCUUGGGACACUUUCGACUGGCACGAGAAUGUCAACAUCAAUAACCCCGAAGAAAACUUUCUGGUGAUCAUCGACUCGCUGUGCAAUAUGGAUCUUCUAUUCUAUGCGGCAGCCCAAUCCGGCAAGACCUUUCUCGCCGAGGCAGCCGUCGCUCAUUCGCAGACCCUACUGAAAUCUCACCUGCGCGCUGAAACCGCAUCGCGAGACGGCUAUCCUGGAGUUUUAUACAGUACAAGGCAUCUGGUCAAUUUCUCGCCUCAAACCUGCAUGGUCAAGGAGGUACGGACCGCUCAGGGAUAUAGCCAUUCCUCCACCUGGUCACGGGGCCAGGCGUGGGCUAUCCUGGGCUAUGCGCAAACGUACCACUGGUCAGGGUGUAUAGAGUUUCUGGAUGCUGCCUGUGGAUUAGCCGAAUAUUUUCUUCUUCGGCUUGAAAAUGCGCCCAAUUGGGUGGAGGUGGCACUGCCCGGGCUCAAUGGGUGGCCGGGGGGCCGAUAUGUCCCGCUAUGGGACUUUGAUGCCCCCAUCAAACAGCCCCAGGGGCCCCUGCGGGAUACCUCGGCGGGGGUGAUUGCGGCACUCGGAAUGCUCAUUCUCUCGCAGGAUUUGGGCCGGCUUGAGAGACAUGAGCUCAGUGCACGAUACGUAGAGGCCGCCCUCAAGAUCGUGCAGAGUACUCUGGAUUUGGCAUUGGCCCAAGAGAAGGCGCAACUGGAUGUCGCUACCGCUGAAACUGUGGUUGUUAAGGAUAUUGACACUGAAAGACGAUUUGACGCUAUCUUGAAGCAUGCUACGGUGUGCUUCAACUCCGCCAGCUUCGCGGAGAACAGAGCAAGUGAUACUGGCCUCGUGUAUGCAGACUACUAUUUGAUCGAGUUUGGGACCCAGCUGCUACGAAUGGGGUUGUUUUGA